This is a messenger RNA of Ruditapes philippinarum (Manila clam), 4640 nucleotides long. Its product is annotated as YTH domain-containing family protein 3-like. The coding region runs from base 204 to 1805 and encodes 533 amino acids. Gene Ontology annotation, molecular function: N6-methyladenosine-containing RNA reader activity; mRNA binding. Gene Ontology annotation, biological process: mRNA destabilization. Lineage: Eukaryota; Metazoa; Mollusca; Bivalvia; Venerida; Veneridae. Gene Ontology annotation, cellular component: cytoplasm. The record is from RefSeq and is a predicted model, not a curated record. The transcript has 5 exons.
GCGGGAGCGAGGCACAUGCGUACUCGCCGCCAUUGUUACACGAUCGAGGAAGGAGAUAUUUGGAGUUAAAGUGUAGUUUUGUGCCUAUAUAAACAAUCAAACAUCAUACGACUGCUGUACUCUUAAAAAUAAACACCCCAUACAAACUUUAAAGACUAUAUUUUAAUUAAGGUUUGACUAAGCGUGUCAAAAAUCUCUGUGGAAUGUCUACGAGUGUUGAUCAGAGAGGCAAAGGUCAGCCAAACCAAGUAUCGAAUGGCACAAUCAAAGAUGGGGUAAAAGAUGAAGAAUUUGAUCCAUACCUUCAGCAGCAGCAACAACAACAGCAACAACAACCACCUAUUCAGGGUUACGGACCAGGAACAAUGUCAAGUCCUAUAACUGAUCCCUUUAUGCCGAACUAUUACAACCCCUCUAUGUCAUUUCCUUAUCUUGGGCAAGGACUUGGUGAUGGAGCAUGGUCGAAUGGCGGUGAUACGUCAAUGUUUUCAGCAGUGGGAGGAUAUGACUAUAAUGGAAUGUUUAGUGGUUUCGGGUAUCCUCAGUUUUGGGGUGAAUAUCAACCAAGUGAAUAUUGGGGACAAAAUGCAACAGCACAAGGUCAAGGUCGUAAGGAUGCAAGGGGUUAUACAACAGAGGACUAUUAUAGGAUGGAUAAUAUGGUGCCAACUGAUCCAUAUUCUGCUAUGAAUGGUGAUAUGGAGCGUGAUCCUGCAAUAGCUAGUAUGGAGCAGGGUUUGAAAGGUAUGAACAUUGGAAUGGAAAAUCAAAUAGAAGGGGCUCCACCAAAUGACCUUCAACAUGCAUCCAUAGAUCCUUCAAUGCAGACUGGAAAUGUUCAGCAUUCUGGUUCAUCUCAAGCACCUAAAAAGACCUCGUGGGCUGCUAUUGCAAGUCAGCCAGCACGCCCUCAGCCACAGAAGCCGAGGUCUAUUCCUCGUGCACCAGUGAAUCCCAGUAGGCAAAACAACUUGGACAUUGGUACAUGGGACAGUAAUAAGAACUCUGCUGCUGGUGGUGGCAGGCAGCCUGCUCCCCAGCAGCCAAGGACUUGGAGUGCUCCAAGAUCUACACGCUCUGCUACAAAUUACAGUAGUGCUGGAAAUUCUGGGAACUCUAAUCCACCACCUAGUUCUUCUACUGGAAACGCUGGACUGUCUAAUAUUAGUGCUCCCUCAACUGGUGGCGCAAACGGCACUGCUCAUCCUGUGUUAGAAAAGUUGAAAUCAGCAAAUCAGUAUAAUCCAAAGGACUUUGCAAUCAAUACUAAGGGCGCUAGAUAUUUCAUAAUCAAGAGUUACUCUGAAGAUGACAUUCAUCGUUCAAUCAAGUAUAGCAUUUGGUGUUCGACAGAACAUGGAAAUAAGAGACUAGAUGCUGCAUUCAAGGAACGAGAGGGAAAGGGUCCUGUUUACUUAUUGUACAGUGUGAACGGUUCUGGCCACUUUUGUGGUGUUGCCCAAAUGAAUAGUAUGGUGGACUAUAGUCAGAGUGCUGGUGUGUGGGCACAAGACAAGUGGAAAGGUCAAAUUGAAGUGAAAUGGAUCUAUGUGAAAGAUGUGCCAAAUAGUCAGCUGAGGCACAUCCGUCUGGAAAAUAAUGAGAACAAGCCAGUAACAAAUUCACGUGACACACAAGAAGUGCCACCAGAAAAGGGAAAGCAAGUGUUGAAAAUAAUGCACAACUAUAAGCACUCAACAUCAAUUUUUGAUGAUUUUGGACACUAUGAGAAGCGUCAAGAGGAAGAUCAGGGUCCCCCUACCAAGCCUAAGUCUCAGUCGGCAAGCAGACAGCGACAGAAUUAAGUGGUGAUUCAGGUGGACAAGCAACAAGGAAUUAUUUGAGAAGAGUGAAUAUUUUUGUGUAGGCAAACUAGUUGUAGUAGUACUAUGUGACUUCAGUGUUCUUUUUCUUUUUAUUUCUAUUUUUUGUCAAAGACUUCACCAUGAAAAUUGUUGAUGUUAAUUGUUGGACAUGUUUUUCAAAUUACUUUUUUACUUAUAAACAAGCAUGGACAAAGUGUUAAUAAGAGAGUAGAUUUUUUCCCUCAAAGAGAACUUCCUGUGGUAAAACAGCUUUCAAUCUUAUAUUUUUCUUUAUUAUACUUGUCCCCCACAUCAUUUACAUGCAUUUAGAUUAUGGGGUUAUGGAAAGUACAUUGAUUGGAUGUUAUAAGGAAAUAGAAUUUGUGCAUCAUUUUAGCUUAGAUUUGUAUCAUUUUGCAUACCUUCAUUGUUUUUCUCCUUUUUUCAUCAUAUAUAGCUUAAUUUCUUCAAAUCAUUUACCCACAUUUCUUCUCUUUAAUUCGGUCAUACCCAGUCAUUCAAUAAAUGAAGAUAACAAGAGUGCUUGCCCUUUAUUCAGUUAUUUAUACAGUGUAUUACCUCCCUUAGACUGCAAAAGAGCAAAGGAUAACGGAAAUAAGACUAGUGAAUAACUUUUAUGGAAAGUGUUCAAAAACAUAAAGAAAGUGAAGUGAAAGAAAAAGAAACAAAGAUUUAAGCGUUAUGAAAACAAUGAAACAUAUAUAUAUACACUACUACAAAAGUGCUUUCAUUCCAGGACAAGUGUGUUUGUGCCAGAUUUUUUUUCUUUUUUUUUUCUUGAAAAACAAAAUAUGUUUUAACAAAAGAAGUAUUCAGCACAGACUCGUAUGAUGAGAAAACUAAGACAUGCUAGAAGCAGUGUGUAGUGUGAAAAAUAAACUUCAAGAAAAGGAAUACACAUGGUGCUUGUGUCCAGUGACAUACUGGGGGAUGCAUUGUUAUAACUUGUUAGUUCUUUCAUUCAAAACUUAUAAACAGAAACUAUGUGAAAGAGGAAAGAGCUGUGCUCAAAAACAUACACUUGUUUUAAGUUUUCAUACAUAUUUCAUGAAGGAGUAAUGCUCUUUGUUUUUACACGCAAAAAGACAGAUAAAAGACUGAAUUUUAAAAUUUUCUCAACCUUAUGUGAUAAUCUUGGAUCCAAAGUAAACAUGUCUAGUGUUUUUAGACGUUGUUGAAAGUAUUUGAAACUAUGGGAAUAAAGGACUACAACAAAUUUUGAAAUGUACAGGUAGAUAAUUGUGAAACUGGAAUAAUAUGAAUGUGAGGUUAGUUUGGUGAAAAUCAGUCUAAUAUUCAUGUUGUUUGAAAAUAAGUGUAUUUGUAAAAUUUGACCCCUGCAAACAAAGUUUGAAGGGGAUAUACUGGAGUCACUUGUCCCCUUGUCAGUCUGUAUACAGUGCUUAAUUAAUACAUCUUAAAUUCUUAGUAUUCCUAUUUUUCUGGUUUUCAUCUCUGAAUCUUGGUAAUGCCUUUUGAAAUUGCUUUUUGAGGUCAAGUGUUUUGAAGAAGAAAAAAUCAGCCUCCUGAGGACUUUGCUUCCCUCUCGUCUACAAAAGUUAUAUGAAUCCUGUGUCUUGGGUCAAAAAAUGGUCCCACUUGGGGUCAUUUAGUAUUAUAAUUAUAGUUAGUUAAUUAGAUGUAUGAUUAACAGUGUUUCAAUGUUUCAAGUCAUCUAUAGAUUAGCAGUAUUAAACUCUUUAUCUUAUUUUUGACAAAAAUAAUAAAAAUAACCAGAGCUUACAUUUCGUUUGAAAAUUAAUGAUUAAAGUUAAAAGUUCAUCUGUUAAAUGGAAUAACAACAGACAUGUUUUCAUUGACUUAAGAAUAGAUUUACUUAAUUUAUCCAUAUAAUAUAUAACAGUAUAAAUUGUAAGAAAGGAUCAUAGUUGUGAAAUGUAAUAAUAAACAAGAAAAGAAAAGCAUAUUUGAAAAGAAAUAUGGUUUCAUUAAAAGAGGUAUGUCACAAUUUUAAGAAGGGUUGGUCCAGAAAGAAUUGUCAUAUCAUUUAGACUUUUCAGAAAGGAGGUUCUGUAUUAGGCAUCUAAUAAAAUAUUUUUCGAAUAGGUCUCCUCUAAUUGAAAGAUUGUUGAUUUAUAGAUUUUAAAGUUUUAUUUGUGCAUAUAUGGCCCCAUCUCAGUGGUUGUCUUGACAUGGUCAGAAGUCUUAAUAUAUAUAUGCUUUUUCUCUUAUUAACGGAGGGCCGAUUUCACCUACAUGUUUUAAGAUGACUUUUAACCCUGGUAAAAUGAUGUGUGUGGGUGGCUUGGUUUGGACAGUGACAGUUAUAGUUCUAUUUAGUCAGAUCACUAUUUCUUUAUGUAAUAUUUCUUUAAAACAUUUUAAGAAACAAUGAUAUUAUAUCCAAUAUGUAGCAAUUAUUGCAGGCAAGUUGCUAAAAAUACUACAUUUUCAUUUUCAAAAAUGUGUAUUUUUAAAGCUUUUUAAACUCAUCUUUGCUCCUGCAAUAUUAAGAUCUCAAAAAAUAAAAUCAUUUAAAUGAGAAAUAUAUUUUAUUGAAUUCAAUGCUACCUGUUUGUCAAUCUUAACUAACUUGAAUUUUUCGUUGAUGAAUUAUUUAGGUCCUAAAAUCGAAUCAUUUUGAAGAACAAAAGCACAACCAAAUAUGUUUAAAAAUAAACAGACUUCAAGUUAUGAUUGUAUAUGCAUAAAUGUUGAAUAUAUGAUUGAAAAAUAUGUAUAAAAUCGUUUUGUUUAUAGAAUGACUGCUGUGUGUACAGCUGUGUUAUUUUUUUAUAACAUGGGCUAACAGUAUCACAUGAUUACCAUGAAAAAAUAAAUGUAUACAUGCAA